Molecule: messenger RNA, 1988 nt
Organism: Callorhinus ursinus (northern fur seal)
Lineage: Eukaryota; Metazoa; Chordata; Mammalia; Carnivora; Otariidae
Gene: INTS15
Product: integrator complex subunit 15
Source: RefSeq, a predicted model, not a curated record
CCGCGGGGCCCGGGGCGGAAGUGCCGACGCGCUCCGGGCGCCCCGGGCCGCAGCGGCCGCACCAUGAGCGACAUCCGCCACUCGCUGCUGCGCCGCGACGCGCUGAGCGCCGCCAAGGAGGUGCUGUACCACCUGGACAUCUACUUCAGCAGCCAGCUGCAGAGCGCGCCGCUGCCCAUCGUGGACAAGGGCCCCGUGGAGCUGCUCGAGGAGUUCGUGUUCCAGGUGCCCAAGGAGCGCGGCGCGCAGCCCAAGAGGUUGAAUUCACUUCAGGAGCUCCAACUUCUUGAAAUCAUGUGCAAUUAUUUCCAGGAGCAAACCAAGGACUCUGUCCGGCAGAUUAUUUUCUCAUCCCUUUUCAGCCCCCAAGGGAACAAGGCUGAUGACAGCCGGAUGAGCUUGUUGGGAAAACUGGUGUCCAUGGCAGUGGCUGUGUGUCGAAUCCCGGUGUUGGAGUGUGCAGCCUCCUGGCUCCAGCGGACGCCUGUGGUCUACUGCGUGAGGUUAGCCAGGGCCCUCGUGGAUGACUACUGCUGUCUGGUGCCAGGAUCCGUGCAGACGCUGAAGCAGAUACUCAGUGCCAGCCCUCGAUUCUGCUGCCAGCUCAUCACCUCUGUCACCGCGCUGUAUGACCUAUCCUCAGAUGACCUCAUCCCACCGUUGGACUUGCUUGAAAUGAUUGUCAGCUGGAUUUUCGAGGACCCGAGGUUGAUUCUCAUCACUUUUUUAAAUACUCCGAUUGCAGCCAAUCUUCCAAUAGGAUUUUUAGAGCUCACCCCGCUCACUGGAUUGAUCCGCUGGUGCGUGAAGGCCCCUCUGGCUUAUAAAAGGAAGAAGAAGCCCUCCCUGUCUAAUGGCCACGUCACUACCAAAGUUACAAAGGACUUGGGAGGGAUGGACAGAGACUCCCACCUCCUGUACUCGAAACUCCACCUCAGCGUCCUGCAGGUCCUCAUGAUGCUCCAGGUGCACUUAACCGAGAAGAAUCUGUAUGGGCGCCUGGGCCUCAUCCUGUUUGACCACAUGGUCCCGCUGGUAGAGGAGAUCAACAGGUUGGCAGAUGAACUGAACCCCCUCAACGCCUCCCAGGAGAUCGAGCUCUCUCUGGACCGGCUGGCGCAGGCUCUGCAGGUGGCCAUGGCCUCCGGAGCACUGCUGUGCACAAGAGAUGACCUGAGAACCUUGUGCUCCAGGCUGCCCCAUAAUAACCUGCUCCAGCUGGUGAUCUCGGGCCCCGUGCAACAGGCACCACACGCGGCGCUGCCCCCCGGCUUCUAUCCUCACAUCCACACGCCCCCGCUGGGCUACGGGGCUGUGCCGGCCCACCCCGCCGCCCACCCCGCCCUGCCCACGCACCCGGGGCACACGUUCAUGUCGGGCAUGACCUUCCCGUUCAGGCCCAUCCGCUAGACCGGCCCCGGUGCUGCCGAGGGACAGUGUGCCCUCCGCCCGGGCCGGAGGAAGCCUUCCAGAGAAGGGGGAAGCUGCCCCAUCGAAGAGGACCUUUUGGGGGCAGCCGGCAGUCCCUCGUCCCCAGCAGGACUGUCUUGGUGCGGGAGUUGCGCGGCGUCGCAGCCCGGGGGCCCUCCCCGCCGGGUCACGAUCGCAGAAGUCCAGAUGGGAGGCAUGGAAGGAAGGACGGAUGGCGCCCGCCCAGCCACGUGGGCGUCCUGCCGAAGUCGCCGAUUCCACCAGCCGGUGUCUGUGGGUCGUUUCAGACGCGCCCGGAGCCCGUGCUGCCCUGAGCAGAGCUGCGAUGAGCAGCAUUUGCAAGUCCCUUUGGCAUCUGUGCGCGGGAAUGUGACGGCCCCACCACCCGGUGUCCCUAGGAGCUCUGUGAGCUCGAAGCUGGGCCCCGGCAUGGGCCAGGCAGGGAGCCGGGCAGGGGGCUGCGCGAGGACUGCCCGUCCGGCCCAGGAGCUCCUCUGUUUUAUUGGGGUCUAAAUUUUCCUUUCAUAUGUUCAAAUAAAUUUUUUUUCUAAACAGUU